Sorghum bicolor (sorghum) is the source of this 774-nucleotide messenger RNA. RefSeq names its product DNA-directed RNA polymerases II and V subunit 8A. NCBI's taxonomy places the organism in Eukaryota, Viridiplantae, Streptophyta, Magnoliopsida, Poales, Poaceae. The transcript has 6 exons. Gene Ontology annotation, biological process: DNA-templated transcription. Gene Ontology annotation, molecular function: DNA-directed RNA polymerase activity. The coding region runs from base 1 to 774 and encodes 257 amino acids. Gene Ontology annotation, cellular component: RNA polymerase II, core complex; RNA polymerase III complex; RNA polymerase I complex. The record is from RefSeq and is a predicted model, not a curated record.
AUGGCCGAGCACCUCUUCAAAGAUAAAUUCAAGGUGACCAGGCUCGAUCCUGAUGGCAAGAAGUUCGACAAAGUCACUCGUAUUGAAGCUACAAGCGAGAAUGAAAUGUACAUGCAACUGGAUGUUGCUACUGAGGUCUAUGCAAUGAAGCUUGGUGACACAUUCAACAUGGUUUUAGCUCUCACUCUCAACCUGGAUGGAUCAACAGACGCUGGCUACUACACACAGGCUGGAAGAAAAACUCUUGCUGACGAUUAUGACUACAUCAUGCAUGGAAAGCUUUACAAGAUCUCAGAAGACAGUACCAAAGACAGUAAUGGCAAUUCAUCUACUAAAGUGGAGAUUUAUGCAUCUUUUGGUGGCCUCUUGAUGAUACUUAGGGGUGAUCCUUCCUGUGCUGCUGGCUUUCAGCUGGAUCAGAGGCUGUUUCUUCUUAUAAAGAAGCCGUUGUUUUGGCAUGGAACUAUGGAUUUUGAUCUGAGCAUGUCUGAGCAUGAUGUGAUGAUUAUACAGCAGUUAUCCGCCUUUGCUGUAAAUUAUCAGGCAGUGCACAGGGCCUACAGGAGAUACGAUGCUCGUAGGAUCCGUGGAGAUCUUUGCGUUCAGAAGGUCCUCCUGUGGCUUGUGAAAGCUUUUGGUUGGAAUGGACAGAGAGAAAGCAAGCAAAAUUCAGAUAUGACGAACAGCCGAAUCUUCCGCUUCCAGGAUGGGAACAAGCGCCCAGCGGAGGAAAGCUGGGAGAGAGCUGAUGAACCAAACAAUUCUUGCUUCUGA